AGCUGGCUACUGGCCAAUCUGUAGGAGCCCAGUCCUGUCUGAGUGAGCUUCCUCGAGAGGAAGGGAGGGAGGAAAUAGUUAAUGUCUCAGGGCAGCUGCAAUCAGCUAGGCGUGGCUCUUUGGUCUGACUUGGGCUACACAGCUCCCGAGCCAAGGGGCAGAGGAAGGACGCCUUAGUCCGCAGAGCCUCCAGAUGGCCGAAUUGGAUCUGAUUGCCCCAGGGCCACUGCCUGGGAUCACCGUUCACCCUUUGGCCCCUCUUGGCCCAGACCCUGGGUCAGCUAUCCCAGUACAAGAAGAGGACACGGACUCUCUGGGGAAGCCAGGAGAGGAAACCCAGGAGCAGGGCUGUGGUCCCGCACAGGUCAGGGCUCCUGGUGAUGAGGGGGAGGGGGAGAUCCUGUGUGACUUCUGUCUUGGGGCCAGCAGAGUAAAGGCAGUGAAGUCUUGUCUGACUUGCAUGGUGAAUUACUGUGAGGAGCACCUGCGGCCACACCAGGAGAACAGCAAACUGCACAGCCACCAGCUGACGGAACCGGCAAAGGACCAGGAUCUGCGGACCUGCCCUCUUCACCACAGCCCUCUGGUUGCCUUCUGCCACACACACCAGCAGUGCGUCUGCCAGGAAUGUGGUGAGGGUGAGCACAGGGACCACAACACUGUUUCCCUAGAUACAGCCCGCAGGAACAAAGAGGCUGACCUUCGGUGCACACAGCUGGAACUGGAGCAGAAGCUCAAGUUGAAUGAAAACGCCAUUGCCAGACUCCAAGCCAACCAUAAGUCUGUCUUGAUGUCGGUGUCAGAGGUAAAGGUGGUCACUGAAGAGAAGUUUGGGGAACUCCUUGCAGCUGUGAGGAAGGCCCAGGCUGAUGUCAUGCUGUUCUUAGAAGAGAAGGAACAGGCUGCAUUGAAUCAGGUCAACGGCAUCAAGACCCACCUGGAGUACAGGAGCAUCGAGAUGGAGAAAAGCAAGCAGGAGCUGGAGAGGCUGGCCGCCAUCAGCAACACUGUGCUCUUCCUGGAGGAGUACUGCAAGUUUAAGAAGACUGAAGAGGCUGCCUCCCCCAGCAUUUACAUAGGGCUGAAGGAUAAACUCUCAGGCAUCCGCAAGGUCAUCACAGACUCAACUCUGCACUUAAUCCAGCUGCUGGAGAGCUAUAAGGAGAAGCUCCAGGAGUCUGCCAGGGAAGAGGAAUAUGACAUCAAAACUCAAGUGUCUGCCAUUGUCCAGUGCAAGUAUAGGACCUCAAAACCUGAGCCCAGAACCCGGGAUGAGUUUCUCCAAUAUGCAUGCGACAUCACAUUUGACCCAGACACAGCGCACAGGUACCUUCGCCUGCAGGAGGACAACCGCAAGGUCACCAACACCACGCCCUGGGAGCACCCCUACCCGGACCUCCCCAGCAGGUUCUUGCAUUGGCGGCAGGUGCUGUCCCAGCAGAGCCUGUACCUGCACAGGUAUUACUUUGAGGUGGAGAUCUCUGGAGGCGGCACCUACGUGGGCUUGACUUGCAAAGGCAUUGACCGUAAAGGGGAGGAGCGAAACAGCUGCAUUUCCGGAAACAACUUCUCCUGGAGCGUUCACUGGAACGGCAAGGAGUUCACAGCCUGGCACAGCGACACAGAGACCCCACUCAAGGCUGGCCCUUUCCGGAGGCUCGGGAUCUACGUCAGCUUCGCAGGAGGAACCCUUUCCUUCUACGGCGUGGAGUAUGAUACCAUGACUCUGAUCCACAAGUUUGACUGCAAGUUCUCAGAGCCAGUCUACGCUGCCUUCUGGCUGUCUAAGAAGGAAAACGCCAUCCGGAUUGUGGAUCUGGGAGAGGAGCUCGAGAAGCCUGCUCAGUCCUCAGUGGAGGCUGCUCCCUAGAUUCUAGGAUCCGCCUCCCAGACUUUGCUAACCUCGACGACUGGCCGCAGCUGGUGUUUUAAGGUGGUAGCUGGCUCUGGGAACUGUGUGGGUCCUGAAGGAACGAACUUAACUGCCUGCUUCUCAUUACAGUUCAUGUACAAAUGCAGAAAGUCUGAGGCACUAAAGCCUCCCCUGAAAUCUUCUAGUGAUGGGUCUGCUCAGGUCGUUGUCACCCUUUACCCAGAAUUUAUGACCAGGGCUCUUCAAAGCAUAACAAGACUGCACAGGAAUCAUAAUAAAUCACAAACACAUCGUUGUGCAUUUCUUACGGA
Myodes glareolus (Bank vole) is the source of this 2184-nucleotide messenger RNA. It is a transcript of the gene Trim16, whose product is annotated as tripartite motif containing 16. Lineage: Eukaryota; Metazoa; Chordata; Mammalia; Rodentia; Cricetidae. The record is from RefSeq and is a predicted model, not a curated record. Gene Ontology annotation, molecular function: zinc ion binding; protein binding.